Molecule: messenger RNA, 3191 nt
Organism: Sycon ciliatum
Lineage: Eukaryota; Metazoa; Porifera; Calcarea; Leucosolenida; Sycettidae
Product: outer dynein arm-docking complex subunit 4-like
Exons: 12
Coding region: 728-2569 (613 amino acids)
Cellular component (GO): cytoplasm
Molecular function (GO): protein binding
Source: RefSeq, a predicted model, not a curated record
CGACAGUGCAUUGAACUAUGCCAGUCAAAUAAAUUUGUUUCAAAUAACUCUGGUUGAAAGUGUCGUCUGGUUUAGCGGGAGGUGAUCGCAGCAGUAUCGUGCCUCUUGGAGAUUUCUCUCCAGAUUUAUGGCACAGGAAAGAUCGGCGAUAACCUUGAGAGCACGGUGGACGGUCGCAGUUUUCAACGUUCGCUCUAGCGCACCCAGCCCAGCGUUUUGCUGUGAGCACAGAGGAAGGCCAACAUCGGCAUAGCGAAUCCAGUUUUCCUUCAUUGGAAUGCUCUGUGCGUUGUCUCACUUGAUAUCUAGACGUUCAGAAACAGAGCGACCAGCUUCGCGGGGAUGCUUGCUGACGCCGUGUGGAGCUGCGAGAGUGCGUGCAUCAGCGAUCCCUAGCGUAGUCGUGGGUUGUGUUCGAGCUUGGACUCAGCUGGGAGCUAGCGCUGACUGCGCGUAGUUGACCCUGUGAUCCACCCCUGGCGUGUGCCGCUGCGGGUCGCGCAGUUCGGACUGUCAGCACUGAGUGAUACGCCCACGCCAACACCAACCCCGCACUGUAGAGUUCAGGCGGACGGUGCGAGGAAAAGCCCAGCGCCUGAAACACACAUUGACCACCAAGACGAAGACGCAAAGUGAAUAAAUCGGCCACCAGGCUUCACUGCAUCGGAAACUACAACUAAUAGUGAUUAGAGCGUCAGCUAGUGUUCUGUAGCCCGCCGACGUCACAAUGGGUGAACCAGAGCAAGCCGAACCCGAGCUGCCGUACAAGGCGUGUGUUGCCGUGGGAUGCCAGUAUGCCGGCAAAGGACAGUACAAGAAUGCCAUGCGCAUGUUUGACACGGCGUCAGAAAUGGCAGACUUUGACAAUGAAGGUCGAGUGGCGCGUUCCAGCUGCUACCUAAAGAUGGGACAGCCGAAAGACGCACUGGCAGAAGCACAGGAGGCGCUCGCUAAAGACUCCAAGUGCAUCAAGGCGUUGCUCAUGAAAGCCGAGGCACACUACGCCAUGGGAGAGUUCGAGUGGGCUAUGGUUGACUUCCACCGAGGCUUGCAGCGUAGGCCGGAGAUCGUGGACUUCCGGCGGGGUGUAGAUAAGUGCACAGAGGCCGUGGACAAUGCAGUCGGAAACGUGCGGGAAGUGGAGAUCAAGGAGACAUCGAAUAUAUCAUUCCUGAAGGAGGACUCGGUUGCUCAGAUGAAGAAGAAAGUGGCUAAGAAAGCGGCGCCGACGCAGACGUUUGUAGGCGCCAUGGCACAGAAGAUGCAGAUGAUGGAUCGCAAGAAGAAGCCCGAGAAAAAGGUCAAGGAGUCGGCCAAGACGGUCAAGCAGCUGUUGGGAGAGCUCUACCACGACAAGGCAUAUCUAGAGCAGCUGCUGGGUGAUGGGUCCCCGUUUGAGAAAAGCGACUUCAAGGAGGAGCUCACGGACAUGGCCAAGGACGGCAUCGGAUUCCUGGAGAAGCAGACGGAGUUCUGGCGAAAACAGCAGCCCAUCUACUCUCGGAAGAACGACUAUCUCAAACGGCAAAAGAAGAAAACGCCGGAGCUAACGACAACGCAGCUGACAAAGAAGUACCUGGAGAUACUUGUGGACAUUGAUUCAGACAUUCUCGACGGCAAGGCAGAGCAGGCGGUGCGCAAGUGUGAGCGCUGGCUGAAGCGUGUCCACCUGCACUCCACGUACGAGCUGCCGGACAAGCUGGAGGUGCUGGCUAAUCUCAACAAUACUUACGGCAACGCCUUGCUAGAUGUGGGCCGAUACGCCGAGGCACUCGAGGCGCACAAGAACGACCUGGAGUUCAGCACGAAGAGUAAGAGCAAGGAAGCGGUGUCUCGUGCACAUGACAAUAUUGGCCGGGCGUACGCCAAGCUGGGCCGCCACAAGGAAGCGGUUGCAAUCUGGCAGAAAAAGGUCAACAUGAUCACGUCAUACACGGAGAAGGCAUGGGUUAUGCAUGAGAUGGGACGCUCAUACAUAGAGCUGGGCCACUACGACGAGGCAGCGGAGUAUGCCCGUAUGGCGCAGCUGGCCGCGGAGGAAGGUGGAGAUGACGUCUGGGUACUCAAUGCCAGGGUCAUGGAAGCGCAGUGUCACUCCAAACUGGACGAUCCACUGGAGAGCCACCGGCUGUACUUGCUGGCACUGGCGAUGGCGCUGAACUUGAAGGACGACACGACGGUGGAUGCGGUCACGGCCGCGAUUGACGACCUGGAGGAUCGCCUCAAGCUCCUCGGCCUGCAGGCGCCGUUCGACGGCAAGACGUACGACAACUUGCCCUCGGUGGACGACUUGAACGUGCUGCCCGACAUGCCAGCGGACGAGGGCACACCGGCCGAGCCACUGCGCCCGAUCGGCAAGGACGCGGACGAAAGCGAGCCGCCGAAGCCGGGACAGAAGUCGGCUGCCGAUCCGGGCGCGGCGCCCGAAACCGGCGACCCAGCAGCGGCGAAGUCGCAAUCACGGAACGCCGCUGACGACGCAGGCGAUGCUACCGGGUCGCCGGCGACGACGACUGGCGCUACCGUCACGUCGCCGCGGCAGGGCUCUGCGAAGGCAACUGAGAAAUAGACGAGCGGUGUGAAAUGACACGUUUAAUAAGACUAGCAAUGAUUAUAGCUGAGCAAGAAUGCGUAGACCGAAGUGCUUCAAGCGCUAGCGAGAAGGUGAGCCACCAGUCCCGGCUUCGUCAUGACGCAGUGGUGCAUUUCAAACACGGCUGGGAAGAUCAGUGUCAGUGUUUUGUCCAAUCUCAGAAUGAAUCCCGCUUCUCUGUCUGUCUCAUGAGGUCCCUUUUCUCCUUUCGCGCACUACUCAGUCUUACGUACAACUGUGUGGUGGCUGUAUAUAUGGAAGUGCAUGUAUCUUGCGGAGAAAAAACCCGAACACAAUUGGAUGCGAGUAAGGGUGUCUUAGAGCAAGCGUAUUUUGAAGUCAGAGUGAAGCAACAAAGCGGGGGCAACCCCCGCGACAAUGUCAUGUGUUGUGUGUUCAGGCACACAUUACCCUGUGCAACGGUUCACGAAUUUUCCUGUUCAUUCGUAUGCUGCUACGGCCACUGUUGUUUCUAUGGUGACCGGUUGAAAGUACUGUUUUGACAGUUUCCAUGUUACUUUUUGCCCUACUUACCAUGGGCAGGACAUGAUUGUACAAGACUGUACUGUAUUAUGUGUCUGCAGCUACAAUGAUCCCA